AUGAAGUAUUUUUUCUUCAGUAUCGACUUCUCAAACGACACUGACGUCGCCUAUACGGGACUACGGGGCUCAAUCCAGAGAGAGAUCAUCUACCUUCGUGACAGCUAUGAAACUUUGCGAAAGGAUCUGGAUGAGUGGAUGAACACGCCAUACCAUCGUAAUGUGGUUAUCCCUGCAGCCAUUGGUGUGGCAAGUGCCCUGGUUUCGUUACUUCUCUAUUUCUUCGUGAGAAGUUCAUGGAGACGAUGUGUUCGAAGAUUUCGUCGUACACGACUAUCACAUAUGAGCUGCGAUCUCAAUGGUGAUAAAAAGCGCAUGCUGCCUCGAAAAGACGACAGUGAUGAAGAUGAUUUGUAA
Cooperia oncophora is the source of this 357-nucleotide messenger RNA. The record is from the annotation of a GenBank genome assembly. Lineage: Eukaryota; Metazoa; Nematoda; Chromadorea; Rhabditida; Trichostrongylidae.